UGUUUUUUUUUUCCUCACAAACUAAAAUAUCAACGAGUAUCUUGGGUGAUUCCAAGCAUCCAGCAUAAAACAAAACUUCCUGAAAGAAGUGACAUAUUUCCUAUAUGUAGGUGUCAGCGCAAUUGUGUGUGUGUUUGUGUGCAUAAGUGUGUGUCUCCGCGUGUCAUGUCCAGGCAAGACUUGAUCCCCACCCUCCUUUUCUUCUCCUCCCUGCUAUGUGUGAUUCCUCGCUCGUUCCUUUUAAUCCUGCUGUGUUAUGGAGUUCUGGUAUGUUAGCGGCAUAACACAUGUUUACACACACACACACACACACACACACACACACACACACACACAUAGAGAUAAUAAGGCAAAAGCGACACACAGACCUCAUUCACACCGGGGGCUCCAAAGAGGGAGCCACAUUGACUUUGACGAGGAACAGAGACUCUCAUCUUGUUUUGUCAGGAAGUUUAAUCCUUUUUGGCUGAAUUCCACAGACACUUUCUCACACACUGAGACACAAAGCUCUGUCAUGCUGCCGACACAAGGUCAGAGCAUUUAGGAUCCUUCAAUUCCUUGAGAGCGCGUCCGGGACUACUUCAUCUCCUUCCUUUUCUCAAACCUUUGAUUAAAUGAGCCCAACUGUGGAUGUCAAACAGAGUCUGGACAUGCGGUGAUUAUCCCCACUGGAUAUCAGGAAAUCGGGAUUUGUUUAGAUUCACUGGAUCUGACUUGAAGGAGUCGUUUUUGGGGACAGUGUGUUAGCCACGCUGGUAAUGGAGGUGAUAAAGCUCCAUACUCACUGCCCCACUCAGGUAUGAGCCGCAGCCAGGAACCUUACUGGGGCUCCAUCAACAGGUAAGUAGGCUUUGGGACAUCAUAUAUAUUUCUACAUUUCCACUUUAUUAGGAUUUUGUACAUGGAUCACGUGCGAGUGAAUGUAACGUUUGCCUGUCGGUGCUUGUGUGCAUAGUUGCUUAUCUAAACACCCACAAACACAUAAUAGAUUCUAAAACCUCCAUUCAUGACAAUAAUUUUGUUUAUUUUGAAUAUGGUGCAUCAUGGUAUGUAUUCACAUUCAGUAUUUUGGACUAAUUAUGGUGUGGAUAAGAUUUUUAAGUUGUUCCUAGGCUCCUCCAGCUGGGGUCCUUCACCAGAUGAUGGCUGUGUGUUUAUUACUGAGUGUGCUUCUCUCCAAACAUUUCACCACUAUGGCGUCACAGUUGAUAGAUACACAUAGGGGUACGGCGGACUGGUUUGGUGUGAGCAAGGACAACGACAGCAGCCAGCGAUGGAGGAGGAGGAGCCUGCAGCACUGCGGCCAUCUCUAUGGGGGUCUAAAGGCUCAGGUGAUGAGGGGCAUGGAGCUACCCAGCCAGGACAACCUCUCCCUGACCAGCACUGAGACUCCCCCUCCCCUCUUUCUCCCACCCCUCCACCCUAGUCACCAUCACUAUGGCAUGCCGAGGGUUGUAGACCCCCUGGCUCGGGGUCGAGCUUUCCGCACGGUGGAAGAGAUUGAUGGCAUCGGCGUGCUGCCAACUCUCCCCAACGCCUGCGCGGCCUCCCUUUGCUCAUUUUCCAGCUCGCGUUCGGCCAUCAGCAGGUUGCCACGGCGACGCAAACGGGAGUCAGUUGCCGCCAUGAGCCUCAAAGCUGCCUCGGCAUUGAUGAAGGGGCGUGCAGUCGGUGAAAGCGUGACAGGACGCUAUCGCAGGCGGAGUUUCCUGCACCCCAGUUUUUUUGAAGAUGACACAGUGGACUUCCCUGAUGAUUUGGACACAUCUUUUUUCACUGGAGAGGGUCUGCCAGAUGAGCUCUCCAGCUAUGCAGAUGAAGUUUUUGAGACGGCAUCCGAGGCCGCGCGCCAUCAUCUUGAUGACGGCGAUCUCACUGGAAGUGCGCUUGAUAGGAACGAACUGGAGAGGAGUCACCUGAUGUUGCCGUUAGAACGAGGAUGGCGCAAAGCUAAAGACGGCUCACUCGUCCAACCCAAAGUGCAAGUGAACCAAGAAGUGAUGAGUCAGCAGCGUGGGCAAAGGAUCACAGUGCCCGUCAAGAAGCUGUUCGCCCGAGAGAAGAGGCCUUACGGGCUCGGCAUGGUCGGCCGUCUCACCAACCGAACGUACCGAAAGCGCAUUGAUAGCUUUGUCAAGAGACAGAUUGAAGACAUGGACGACCACAGGCCGUUCUUCAGCUACUGGAUCACUUUUGUCCAUUUACUGAUAACCAUCCUGGCUGUCACUAUCCACGGCAUCGCUCCAGUGGGCUUCUCACAACAUGAGACUGUGGAUUCGGUGUUAAUGAACAAGGGUGUAUAUGAAAACGUGAAAUUUGUACAACAACAGAAUUUCUGGAUUGGUCCAAGCUCGGAGGCGCUAAUCCAUCUGGGAGCCAAAUUUUCCCCUUGCAUGCGUCAGGAUCAAGAGAUCCACAAACUGGUGCAAGACAAGAUGGUCAAAGAAAGAGAGUCGGGCUGCUGCGUGAGGAAUGAUCGCUCGGGAUGUUUGCAGACUUUGCAAGAAGAGUGUUCGACCACAUUGGCAUUAUGGGUAAAGUGGCCUCAGCAUCCCAGUGCUCCUUACUUGAACGGUAAAUUACGUCAAUAUGGCGCAGUUUGCCAUCAGGAUCCCAGGAUUUGCCAGGAACCUGCCUCUGUCUCGCCUCACGAAUGGCCUGAAGACAUUACCAAGUGGCCAGUUUGCACGCGAUACAGUUUUGUGAACCACACCAAUCUUCCCCACAUCGAUUGCACCAUCACGGGCCGGCCCUGCUGCAUUGGAACCAAAGGCCGAUGUGAAAUCACUUCCAGAGAGUACUGUGACUUCAUGCAGGGCUACUUCCAUGAAGAAGCCACUCUCUGCUCACAGGUGGCGUGCAUGGAUGACGUGUGUGGCCUCCUGCCUUUCCUCAACCCCGAAGUCCCAGACCAGUUUUCCCGACUGUGGCUGUCCCUCUUCCUUCAUGCUGGGAUUCUUCACUGCCUGGUGUCAGUGUUGUUCCAAAUGACAGUUCUUCGAGAUCUGGAAAAGCUAGCCGGCUGGCUGCGGAUCUCCAUCAUCUACAUGCUUAGUGGCAUCACAGGCAACUUGGCUUCUGCUAUUUUUCUGCCUUACAGAGCGGAGGUGGGUCCUGCUGGCAGCCAGUUUGGCAUCCUGGCAUGUCUCUUUGUGGAGCUCUUUCAGACCUGGCAGAUCCUGGAGAGGCCGUGGCGGGCGUUUGGAAAGCUGAUUGCCAUCUCUGUAUUCUUCUUCUCCUUCGGAUUGCUUCCUUGGAUAGACAACUUUGCCCAUGUCUGUGGUUUUGUCUCAGGAUUCUUCUUAUCCUUUGCCUUCUUGCCGUAUAUCAGUUUUGGACGCUCAGACAUGUACCGCAAGAGGGUCCAGAUUUGUGUGUUCCUUCUGGUUUUUGCAGCUUUGCUCUCUUCAUUGGCAGUCUUCUUCUAUGUUUACCCCGUAAAGUGCGACUGGUGCGAGUACCUCACCUGCAUCCCAAUCACGGACAAGUUUUGCGAGAAAUAUGACUUGAACGCAAAACUCCUUUGACCCAUGUCGGCUUGCAUUGCAGCAUUUUGACAUGAAGAGAUUCUGCUGCAGAAUAAGGCUUUUUUUUAUUUUUAUUUUUUAUUUUUUUUACAAGGUCAAUGACUCCAAUUUUCAGUUUUCAUUUGCUUGUCAGCAACAGUUUGAACCAUUCUGAUCCAAAAAUACCAAACAAAUGCAAUUUUGAAGAUGUAUAUGAACAUAGUAAAUAUUAACUUUUUUGCACUUAUUUUUCCAAUAAAAAAAUAUAUUUCA
Messenger RNA from Syngnathus typhle (broad-nosed pipefish), 3779 nucleotides. RefSeq names its product inactive rhomboid protein 1-like. The record is from RefSeq and is a predicted model, not a curated record. Bases 1140 to 3527 code for a protein of 795 amino acids. Lineage: Eukaryota; Metazoa; Chordata; Actinopteri; Syngnathiformes; Syngnathidae. Gene Ontology annotation, molecular function: serine-type endopeptidase activity. The transcript has 17 exons. Gene Ontology annotation, cellular component: endoplasmic reticulum membrane. Gene Ontology annotation, biological process: regulation of epidermal growth factor receptor signaling pathway; regulation of protein secretion.